Ceratosolen solmsi marchali is the source of this 3357-nucleotide messenger RNA. RefSeq names its product endoplasmic reticulum aminopeptidase 1. The record is from RefSeq and is a predicted model, not a curated record. Lineage: Eukaryota; Metazoa; Arthropoda; Insecta; Hymenoptera; Agaonidae. Gene Ontology annotation, molecular function: metalloaminopeptidase activity; peptide binding; zinc ion binding. The transcript has 13 exons. Gene Ontology annotation, cellular component: cytoplasm; membrane. The coding region runs from base 189 to 3230 and encodes 1013 amino acids. Gene Ontology annotation, biological process: proteolysis; peptide catabolic process.
AGACUCGAUAUUACUUUUAUCUGGAUCAAUUACGAAUAAUCUUCGUGCGUGCAUCUGCAAUCGACAGCAACGCCGUUCGUCGCAUCGCCUAUUUAAUCAUAAUAUCCUUCUAACUUUGAACGGAAACCGUUAAAUUCUUAGCUCACGAGAACAACGUGUUCCCCCAUACAUCAAAGAUAAAGUGAAAAAUGCCGGGAGCGGGAACCGCGUCUUCGACGCGCACGAGCAGCGAAGCCAUUCGUAUGGAACCGCUGGGGAGGACUUCGAGCUCACGGAGUCCAGGACAAAACGGUACUGCCAAUACGGAAGUGUCCGGAGGUGUAGCAGGUGAAAGCAACCCGGGCUUACACAAGCGCAACAUUUACGAGCAGAAUGGCGUGGCUGUGUGCUCGCAAAAACGGGCCCUUUGCAUCGCCACAGUCGUAUUCGCGACACUUUUCGCCAUAUCACUCAUCAUUGCUUUCGCGGGACCACAAAAUGACUGCCCUUGCGCUGGAGAAAAGCCAGCGAACUUGGAAAUCGAAGAGGAUGAGGAAGGUAGCGAACCAAUCGCGACCAACGGUGAGAUCUUCCCAUGGGAUAAUGUCAGACUACCGAAUUUCGCUCACCCGACGCGUUAUAACAUUACGAUCCAUCCGAAUCUCACGACAUUGGAAGUUAAAGGACAAGUUACAAUCGAGUUUUACGUUGAUCGAGAGACCAAUUUUAUCGUCUUCCAUAGUAAAAAUUUGACAAUAAACGAAAAGAUGGUGCAAGAUCGAAAGGGCCACAGACUAAAGAUUGCGAAACUCUUGGAAUAUCCAAAGCAUCAGCAACUUUAUCUCGAGCUCGAAGAGAGCAAAUUUCGAAAAAGAGGGAACUACACAGUGCAUCUGAGGUUCGUUUCGAAACUCAAAAACGAGCUCGAGGGCUUCUAUCUCAGCAGCUAUGUGAAUUCCAACGGAGAAAAAAGCUUUUUCAACGGUCACAGAUACCUGGCAACGACGCACUUCGAGCCGACCUACGCUCGCUCGGCGUUUCCCUGCUUUGACGAGCCGCACUUCAAAGCCAAAUUCAAAGUGUCGAUAUUCCGGGACCGAUUUCACAUUGCACUCUGCAACAUGCCGGUCGUCAACACCGAGGACGCUGGAUUCUACAUGGGUACUGGACUUCUGCGCGACGACUUCCAAGAGUCCGUGGAGAUGUCGACGUACCUCGUCGCCUUUGUUGUCUGCGACUUCAAGCGCGUCUCGCAGAUGACGCGACGCAAUGUCAGCGUCAGCGUUUAUGCAGCCGAAACGAUGUUGCCACAAGCCACUUACGCUGUUAAAACCGCAGCCAAGACGAUGGAUUACUUUGAGUCCUUCUUCGGGGCUGAAUAUCCACUACCUAAGUUGGACUUGAUAGCCAUACCGGAUUUCGCAGCGGGAGCUAUGGAAAACUGGGGAUUAAUAACUUACCGCGAAACUUCGAUCCUCUACGACCCUAAGGAAACGUCAACAGCCGCCCACGAAUGGGUAGCUGUGGUUGUCGCUCACGAGCUGGCUCAUCAAUGGUUCGGCAAUCUCGUGACAAUGAAAUGGUGGAAGGAUCUGUGGCUGAACGAAGGCGCCGCGAGCUUCUUCGAGUAUAAAGGGGUCAACUUCAUAUCACCGGAAUGGAGCAUGAUGGACCAGUUCAUCCUUGACAAGAUUCAACCAGCUCUGGACCUGGAUGCUUUAGCAAGUAGUCAUCCGAUUAGCGUGCCGGUAAAGGAUCCCGCGGAGAUCGAAGCCAUAUUCGACACAAUUAGUUACAACAAAGGAGCCUCUAUAUUAUAUAUGCUCGAAGGAUUUAUUUACGAGGAUGUACUCAAGGCUGGGCUUAACGAUUAUUUGAAAAGCCACGCUUAUGGGAACGCCGAUACGAAUGAUUUGUGGGCGGUUUUUACCAAACACGUUAAUCGGACUUUCGACGUGAAGGCCAUAAUGGACACGUGGACACAACAAACUGGAUUCCCUUUAAUAACAAUAUCGAGAGAGGGAAAUCUAAUUAACGCGUCGCAAAAACGCUUUCUCGUAUCUUCUCACGAUAACGAUACCGAAGUACUCGAAUCAAAAUCUCCAUUCAACUACAAGUGGUACAUACCAUUAAGCUACUACACUAGUAAAGAUCCUAAAGAUAUUCAGAAUGUAUGGAUGAACAUGACUGACGUGACGUUUGAAAUCCCACCCGAGGUGGAGUACAUUAAAUGUAAUGUCAACCAGACGGGUUUCUAUCGGGUUUCGUAUCCGGACGAAAUGUGGUCUUCGAUAAUUCAAACUCUCCUCACCGACCAUACCAAGUUCAGUCCAGCGGACCGAGCAAAUCUUAUCGACGAUGCUUUCACGCUUUGUAAAGCCGGCGAACUCAAUGCAUCGAUACCUCUCGAGCUUUCGCUUUAUCUACUUAACGAGAGGGAUUACGUGCCGUGGGCGACGGCCCUAAAUUAUCUACACUCGUGGAAGGAAAAGCUAAGCGAAAGCUCGGCUUACAAGCUCUACAUCAUAUUCCUUAAGAAGCUGCUGACUCCCGUUACAAAUUAUGUCGGAUGGAGCGACGAGGGAUCGCACUUGAAAAAAUUACUCCGCAUCUCGGUGCUCCAGUCGGCUGUGAAUCUGCAGCUCGAGUCAGUGGUGAAGCCCGCGAAGGUUCUCUUCGACGACUGGAUGCUUCGAUCCAAUAGCAUAGCACCGAACAUUCGGGACGUCGUGUACGCCGCUGGCGUGAAGUUCAGCGGUGAAACUGAGUGGAAAUUUUGUUGGGAAACGUACCGCAAGACCCCCUUCCCCAGUGAGAAGCGCAUUAUGCUUCAGGCCUUGGGAGCGACGACGGACCCCUGGCUGCUCCAGCGGUACCUGCUGCAGACAUUGGACAGGAGUCAAGUCAGACCUCAGGACGUGGAGACAGUGAUAGCCGCGGUGGCGAAAAAUCCCGAGGGAAAAUUACUAGCCUGGAGGCAUUUGAAAGCCCACUGGCCUCACAUUCAAGGUCUCUUUGGUAAUGGAUCUCUCACGAUGGGCGGGCUCAUUCACGUUGUUACCUCGGACUUUUUCACCGAGUACGAUUACCAAGAGGUGAAGGAGUUUUUUAAGGAUGUGGACGUGGGUAGUGGCCAAAGAAUGCUGGACCAAAGUCUUGAAACGAUAAAGUUCAAUAUCCACUGGGUUAAGGAAAAUGCGGAUAUGAUCGAUGAAUGGCUAAAAAAUUAUUUAAAUAAGAAUGCGAGUUAAUCUAAUUCACAACUUUUCACCCGUAAAAGUAAAAUUAUAAAUAUUAUUUAAACGAAAUACCGUCUAUGCUCGUUGCGUAUUAUUAUAAUUUGCAUAUUUUUUUUCAUGGAAGACUUUUUCCCGGUAA